AUGCCUAAGUCUAAACGAUCACAACGCGUAACAAUAUCAAAAUCAUCAAAAAAAUUAAAAACAAAUCGUGGUCUUGAAUUAAAACAAGAAUUAGUUAAAAAAAUUCGUUCACGUCUUGAUCAAUGUUCACAUUUAUUUGUUGUUCGUCUUUAUAAUGAACGUACAGAAAAAUUACAAAUAGUUCGUGCACAUUUUCCACCAUCUGAAUCUUCAUAUUUUUUAUUUGGAAAAAAUCGUGUUAUGCAACUUGCUUUAGGACGAACACCAGCAACUGAAUAUUUACCAUCAUUAUCUAAAAUAUCUCCUUAUCUUGUUGGAAAAGUUGGUUUAAUGUUAACAAAUCGAUCACCACAAGAAGUUUUAGAAUAUUUUAAUCAAUUAGAAAUGGAAGAUUAUGCAAGAGCAGGAAAUCAUGUUAAACAAACUGUUACUAUUGAUGAAGGAUCAUUAGAUGGUUUUCAACAUACAAUGGAACCUUUAUUAAGAUCUUUAGGUUUAAUGACAACAUUAAAAAAAGGUAUUAUUCAUUUACUUAAACCAUUUACUAUUUGUUCAAAAGGUGAUGUUUUAACACCUGAACAAGCGAAAUUAUUAAAAUUAUUUCAACGUCCUUUAGCACAAUUUAAAAUAAAAGUUAAAGUUCAUUGGAAUAAACAAAAUGAACAACUUCAAAUAUUUGAUUUACAUGAUGAAGAUGAUGAAGUACAAGAUCAUGAUCAACAAGCAGAAGAAAAUGAUGAAGAAAUUAUUGAACAAGAUGAUGAAAAUUAA
Molecule: messenger RNA, 771 nt
Organism: Rotaria sp. Silwood2
Lineage: Eukaryota; Metazoa; Rotifera; Eurotatoria; Philodinida; Philodinidae
Source: the annotation of a GenBank genome assembly